This is a messenger RNA of Poeciliopsis prolifica (blackstripe livebearer), 4278 nucleotides long. RefSeq names its product serine/threonine-protein kinase NIM1-like. Gene Ontology annotation, biological process: protein phosphorylation; intracellular signal transduction; microtubule cytoskeleton organization. Lineage: Eukaryota; Metazoa; Chordata; Actinopteri; Cyprinodontiformes; Poeciliidae. The record is from RefSeq and is a predicted model, not a curated record. Gene Ontology annotation, molecular function: ATP binding; protein serine/threonine kinase activity; tau-protein kinase activity. Bases 1 to 1371 code for a protein of 456 amino acids. The transcript has 4 exons. Gene Ontology annotation, cellular component: cytoplasm.
AUGUAUUUGAAGAACAGAAACAAUGCAAUCAACACAGAGAGGAGCAAGAAGAACAUAAAAGGGAAAGCAUGUUCUUAUUUACGGUCAGGCAUCCAUCAAGAAGAAAUCCUGACUUUGACGUCACCAAAGGAGAACAGCAAAUUGGAGAGAAACAGAAAGGUGACAGAGGAUGAAGAGUCGCUGCAGAGGACCGCCUUCGGGAAGGCCGUGUACAACAUGACCCAUUCGGAGAGGGUGAUGGACGACCUGACGCUUGGACGGCGGGUGGGAUUUUACGAGCUGAAGGGAGAAAUCGGUUCUGGUAACUUUUCGCAGGUUAGACUGGGAAUACAUGACUUGACUAAAGAGAGAGUAGCAGUGAAAGUCCUGGAUAAGGAACGUCUGAGCAAACACGCCCAAGCUCUCUUUGCCUCUGAGAUCGCUUGCAUGGAGAGGCUUUCCCACCCCAACAUAGUGCGCCUGUACGAGGUGGUGGAAACCUUCAAGCGGCUUUACCUGGUGAUGGAGUAUGCCAGCGGAGGGGAGCUGUUCUCCAGGAUCACCAGCAGGGGACGCCUUUCGGACCUUGAAAGCAAGCUGGUGUUUUCGCAGGUUCUCUCUGCAGUCAAGCACAUGCAUGAUAAUAACAUUGUCCACAGGGACCUGAAGGCCGAGAACGUCUUCUACACCCACACCUACUGCAUUAAAGUGGGGGAUUUUGGUUUUAGCACGUGUUGCUGCUCCAGUGAUAUACUCCACACAUUCUGUGGCUCUCCACCUUAUGCAGCACCUGAGAUUUUCAAAGAGAAAGGCUACAUUGGACACUAUGCAGAUACUUGGGCUCUGGGUAUUUUGCUUUACUUCAUGGUGACCGCCACAAUGCCCUUUAAAGCAGCCACCACGACCCGGCUGAAGAUUUGCAUCCUGCAGGGUUCUUAUGCCAUUCCCUCAUAUGUUCCCCAGUCCUGUCAGGAGAUCAUAAAGGGCCUCCUGAGGCCAGUUCCCGUAGACCGCCUCACCUUGGCGCAGAUCAUGAUGAGUGACUGGAUGACGGGCAUCGAAUACCCUCAGGCCUACCCGCCCUCCAGGCCUACUCCGUCACACCUGGUCGACCAGAACCACGUCUUCACCUCAGAUGAUCUGAGCGUGAAAGUGGCGCUGGAGGAUCUUGGCAUCAGCGCGGUUCAUCUGCUCAACAGCAGUCUCGACUUGAGAAGCCCUGUCACCGGGACCUAUCGGAUCGCGCUUCAUCAGAUCCAGAAGCGAAGAUCGAUAGACGCUGCGGGUUACAGUCGGACACACACGAGUGAGUCCCUGAACAGACUGAGGAGGAAAGCCGGGUCAGAGGGCCAUCUGUACAAGCGCCACUCUGUGGUCUGCGCCAUCAUGUAGCCCCAUCCUUAACUUUUUAAAAUGUGCUUCCACUCUGAGCUUUACGGCAUGGGCCCCAACUUGCAUAUUUUCUGCGAUUGUGAAAAACGUUCUUAGACACACUCACUAUAACUUGAUCAUUUUGUUUUUGUUUAUGUCCACCCACUUUGAUUUAAGUGCAAGUAUUUUGGCAAUAGCAUGAGGUUUCUGAAGGGACAGAGCAUGAUUUCAUGUAUUAUGAAGGUUUCUGAGAAUGUACACAGUAGCAUGCUCCAUGAAGAUACUUGGCCUCCUUCUUGUCCACUAAAAUAACAUCCAGAGUUGUUGCAACUGGAGCUGCACUUAAAUCAGCUGAGCGUGAAGGAAAUUUGUUGAAGGUUGUCAGUGACCCUCUUCAGAUUCCUCCUUCUGUAUGACUACAGGAAUUUAGAAAUAAAAAAGCAAGUCAGGAGGUUUUUUAUUUGUAGAUUAGUGAAUGCAACCAGCCGUGCAUUUCUCAUGCCUGCAUCACCCUGUUCGGGGAUGCAUGAGUCAAAUUCGGAGACCUUUAGCAAAUCUAAGAAUUCAGUUUAAGAAAAUGCUCCCUCCUCCAAAAGCAUUGGAAUGGUAAAGAAAAUGUAUUCAAAUGUUGACAGCAAACAUUUGAAUUUGACAAAAACCUGUCUAUCCAACAGAUUAUCAACAUUUUUAUUUGCAGAAAAGUUUCAUUUUUUUUACAUAUAAGUGGCCUGUUUAACUGACAUGUUACAGCAUGUCAGUUGGAUUUAAGUCCAGGCUUUGACUGGGCCAGUGAGUUUUGCUCUACUAGGAAUGCUGUUUUGGGGGUGUUUUUACAGCUCUGGUCUCCUGAAUAUUAUGUUUAAGAAUGAUUCAUUAAACCCAACCUUAAUCAAUCAAUCAAUCAAAUUUUAUGUGUAUGGCACAUUUCAGCAGCAAGGCAUUUCAAAGUGCUUUACAUCAUAAACACAAAAACACAAAGUCAUGCAACAUAGAAUAAACAAUACAUUGUUACAUCAUUCAAUUUUUAAUUGAUUACGUUUCAAAUACAAUUCUAAACAGGUGUGUUUUUAGUUGAGAUUUAAAGGAUGUCAGUGUUUCAGCUGUUUUACAGUUUUCUGGAAGUUUGUUCCAGAUUUGUGGUGCAUAGAAGCUGAAAGCUGCUUCUCCUCUCUUGGUUCUGGUUCUGGGGAUGCAGAGCAGACCAGAACCAGAAGACCUGAUGGUUCUGGAAGGUUGAUACAACAACAGCAGAUCUUUGAUGUAUUGUGUUGCUAAACCGCUCAGUGAUUUGUAAACUAGCAGCAAUAUUUUAAAGUCUAUUCUUUGAGCUACAGGGAGCCAGUGGAGGGACUUUAAAACUGGUGUUAUGGUUUCUAUCUUCCUGGUUCUAGUGAGAAACUGAGCAGCAAUGUCCUGGAUUUGAUUGAUUGACCUUAAGUGAGGAUGUAGAGCUUCAGAUGUGAUGUUGGGGUUCUCAUGUGUUCUCCUGUGUGAAUCCUUGAUUCUCUCCUGGAGGUCAGCCACCACUGGGAAGAAUCAUAGGAUUUUCCAUAUGGUUUCUUUAUGGACAAAGGUUCUCAGUGUGGUUCUGUGUAUGUUCCUAGGUCAAAGAAAUUGCUUUGUAACCAUUUUCUUACUGGUGAAAAUCAUUGGCUGUUUUUUUUAUCCAUUCUUUUAAUUUUGGGCAUCUUUUAGCCUAUUACAGAUUGUUAGAUUCCAAUUAAAGCAACGGUCUGACACUUUUAUGAAAAUAUGUUUUUUCACAUAAUUGUUAAAACUGUCGCCAUUUUGUUACAGUAUGAGAUGAGACAGACAAUCUGUGAAAGGAUGCAGCUUCUCCACCUUCUCUCUGAGCUACUGCUGCCUUCUGAAGAAAUACAUCUCUCCUGACCUAAAAAAACUACCAAUCAGAGCCAGGAGGAAGGUCUUAGCGCUGCCAAUCUACCUAGUGAACGCGCUGCUAAAUGUGCUAAUAGCAAGAAAACAACUUAUGUUCCCAGAAAAAAAGCUAUGCUAACUAGCCUUAGCUUUCAUAGCCAGAUGUGUUGUGAGGAACCGCCACAGAGCUGUCACAACAUAGUAAUGUUUUUAACAAAAUAGGUAAGAAACAUAUUAGUUUCUUCUGCUUUAAGUGAUUCUUCAUGGACAUACUGUUAUAGAAACUGAAAAAAUAUCACAAAAAAACAAUGAUUUAACAAUGGUUGGGAGAAAUUAUCUGGACCGUUUUUAUUCUUAAUAUUUAAAAUAUUCCUUUAAAAAAACAGUAUUUUGUAAAGUGUCUUUAUUAGAAAUGAUAAUCAGUUUAGUGAUCUGGAAGGUUUAAGGAAGACAAAAAAGCAGAAGAUGAGAAGCCUGGAAAUUGAUCUCUUGUCUCAUAGUAAUAUUUUGAUGUCAAACUCAAUUGUUUGUAGUUUACAGCAAAUAACAAAAAUUGCUCCUUCUUCAAAUACUGUCAGGGGGAACAUACAUGUUUUUACUCUGUAUGGUUUUAUGCAACUGUAUAAAUUUUUUUUAAAAUCCUGUUUCUUUUUAUUUUUUUAUUUUCCUUAAAUUCUGCUUUAGAGAAUUACUGACCGUGUUUAUUUGGUUAGAGACAAAACUCCAUAAUUCUUAUCAGGCCACUAUUUUAAAAUAAAAAAUGUACAUUUAUGCUGUAAAAUAAUGCUAAAGUCUAUGGAUUGUGUCAAUAACAUUAGUUAUGAUACAUAAGUUUAAUCACUUUGGAGAACUUUAGCCUUUUAGCUGACAAGUAACUUGUAUAAUCCAGUCCUAACUUGUUCAACAUUCACACUUUGACCGAAGAAUUGGCCAUAAAGUCAAUACAGACAGAAAAUACUAUGAAAAUGUAAAACACCAACUACAAAUUGUGUCAAUAAAAGUGCAAGUAUCAUUAAUUUGUUGUUGUUUUUUAAUGAAAUAAAUUAUUAU